AAUGAGAGUGAAGGAAGUAGGAGAAAGUAUACAGAAGGAUGCACCAUCAUCAGAGAAUAGUAAUGAUUUUACUCCAUAUUCAGCGAACACCAUGGAUGAGAUGCUCAUUGAUGCAGUAGAACAGAGACCAGGUCUAUGGAAUCAAAAGUUGCCAAUUCAAAAGCGAAGCCCUUGUGUACGACAAGAGUUAUGGGAUGAAGUCUUUAACAAUCUUGAAUUAAUUACCGUGGGUGUACGCAGCGGAUCGGGUGCGGAAGCUGGACAUCCGCAGAAAAGUCCUUUCCGCUUCUAUUCAAGAAUGCAAUUUCUAGACGAGGCUGCGCAGGAAAUGCCUACAACGAGCUCUCUACCACGGAACAUAUGUCAUGAUGAAGAUAGUGCAUCGAGUCUAAACGAUUUGGAAUUUCAGCAAUGUAAUUUCAGCAAUGUAUCUUCUCCAACAGAUUGUAGCAUGUCAGACAUUGAAACA
Messenger RNA from Cyphomyrmex costatus, 469 nucleotides. RefSeq lists its product as uncharacterized. Lineage: Eukaryota; Metazoa; Arthropoda; Insecta; Hymenoptera; Formicidae. The annotation marks the transcript as partial. The transcript is spliced from 4 exons. The record is from RefSeq and is a predicted model, not a curated record.